AUGGAGGUGUCCGACGUUUUCAUUCGUAUGGAAACUACCACAAACAGUUACGCACUUACUAAAUCUAUCGAACAGUUCAUUAACAUAGAGUCUCCAACUGUCGUAAGUGUUCUUGAGAGAUUAGAAGAGGAAGGAAUUGUUGGUUUUUACUCUGGCAUCAGAGACGAAUUAGGAUAUCUCUUUUCCAAGACGCAAGCUAUACUUUGGCGCGUAAACCGCCUUCUUUUCCGACGUCUAAAGCUACCGUAUCCUCUAAAAGAGAGGACCCGAAUAUUGUCAUUGGCCUACGACUACCAGUGUGGAUUUUCAUUGGGCAAUCAAGCGAGUAGUAGUGAGUCCUCUGAGCAUGAAACACCGCUCCGUUAUCAAUUUAAGGCUUGUCACCUCGAUUUGAAGCAUUGUGGCUUUCCUGUCUUACAUCGAGAAACGUUCGUAGAGGCUUUGGUUGUUUAUUCCGUCAAUCAUUUUGACGAUUGGAUUCCUCCCACUGCUCUCAAGAAAUACGUAGUAACCGAGGAAGUUCUUUCAUUGUUCCCAACUAAAAGGAAUAAUUCGGAGUUGAUUCAUCAGAGCGAUCUUGAUGCUGCAGUGUCAUUUCUGGAUUUGGACGUGGCUUCUGAAACGUCUGAAUCUGAUUCUGAUUUAAGCAAUGAGGAUGUUGUUGAAGAUCAGAGGUCAGCUACAAAUAGUAUUUCUGUUCAGUCUUAA
Angiostrongylus costaricensis is the source of this 708-nucleotide messenger RNA. The record is from the annotation of a GenBank genome assembly. NCBI's taxonomy places the organism in Eukaryota, Metazoa, Nematoda, Chromadorea, Rhabditida, Metastrongylidae.